Vidua chalybeata is the source of this 4505-nucleotide messenger RNA. RefSeq names its product deleted in malignant brain tumors 1 protein-like. Gene Ontology annotation, cellular component: membrane. The transcript is spliced from 21 exons. NCBI's taxonomy places the organism in Eukaryota, Metazoa, Chordata, Aves, Passeriformes, Viduidae. The record is from RefSeq and is a predicted model, not a curated record. Bases 214 to 4275 code for a protein of 1353 amino acids.
GGAGGGGCGGGGCCGGAGCCGCUCCGGGACAGCGGGAACGGAACGGGAGAGAGAGCGGGGGGGGACAGGUCCCUCACCUGUCCCAGCUCAGCCUCUCCUGAGACCUCGCCUGUGGUGGCCACGCCUUCUCACCUGUGCCUGAGCCCACCUGAGCACACCUGAGCCCACCUGAGCUCACCUGAACCCACCUGAGCUCACCUGUCCCCCCCCGCCAUGAGGAUUUGGAGCCCCCGUUACCUGCGGGCUCACCUGGGGCUGCUGCUGCACCUGUGGGGGCUCUGCGGUGUGCCCCCAGGUGCCGCCCUGGCGUCCUCAGGUGCGACCCCGGAACCCUCAGGUGAGCCCGAGGAGGGCCAGGUGCGCCUGGCCGGGGGCCCGCACAGGUGCGCGGGGCGCGUCGAGGUGUUCCACGCGGGCAGGUGGGGCACGGUGUGCGACGACACCUGGGACCUGGCGGACGCGGCCGUCACCUGCCGCCAGGUGCGCUGCGGCCCCGCCCUGUGGGCGCCGGGCGCGGCGCAGUUCGGGCGCGGCUCAGGUGCGAUCUGGCUGGACCAGACCAACUGCAGCGGCAGCGAGGCGCACCUGGCCCAGUGCCCCGCCCACACCUGGGGCCGCAACGACUGCCAGCACGGGGAGGACGCCGGCGCCGUGUGCGCAGACUCGCUGGAGCCGGAGCCGCCUCACCUGCGCCUGGCCGGGGGCCGGCACCGCUGCGCGGGGAGGGUGGAGCUGCUGCACCUGGGCAGGUGGGCCGGGGUCUGCGGGCACACCUGGGGCCCGCGGGAGGCUCAGGUGGUCUGCAGGUACCUGGGCUGCGGGACCCCCCUGGAUGCACCUGGGGACGCACCUGGGGAUGCACCUGAGGGUGCACCUGGGGACUCACCUGAGAGUGCACCUGAGAGUGCACCUGGGGAUGCACCUGGGGCCGCACCUGGGGACGCACCUGGGGCCGCACCUGGGGCCGCACCUGGCCAGGUGUGGCUGGAACAGGUGAGCUGCAAAGGCACCGAGAGCGACCUGCGGCAGUGCAGGGCGGGGCCCUGGCGGGAGCGCACCUGUGCCCGGGGGGGCGUGGCCAACGUGACGUGCUCAGGCUGGGCGCUGGCCACGCCCCCUCAGGUGCGCCUGGCGGACGGGCCAGGUGCGUGCGCGGGCCGGGUGGAGGUGCUGCACCUGGGCAGGUGGGGCACGGUGUGCGACGACGGCUGGGCCUUCCCCGCCGCCGCCGUCGUCUGCCGCUACCUGGGCUGCGGGCAGGUGAUCGCGGCCCCGCCCCGCGCGCGCUUCGGGCCCGGCCGCGGCCCCGUCUGGCUGGACAGGCUCACCUGCACAGGUGAGGAGGCCGCGCCCCACGAGUGCCGCCACAGAGGGUGGGGAGUGCACAGCUGCCAGCACAGCGAGGACGCCGGCGUCGUGUGCGCAGGUUCGGGCCUGGCCGACCUGGUUCACCUGCGCCUGGCCGGGGGCCCGCACAGGUGCGCCGGCCGCCUGCAGGUGCGGCACGAGGGGCGCUGGGGCGGGGUCUGCGGCCUCACCUGGGCGCUGCCCGCCGCGCGCGUCGCCUGCCGCUACCUGGGCUGCGGCCCCGCCCUCGGCGCCGCCCAGGUGAGCGUGCCCCGCGACGAGCUCACCUGGGUGGAGUCGCUCAGGUGCGAGGGCGGCGAGGGGAACCUGCUGGAGUGCCAGGUGAGGGCCUGGGGCGCCCCCCCCUGCCCGCACGCCGCCGUCACCUGCGCCGAGCCAGGUGUGUCCCUGCCUGAGCCAGGUGUGAGCCCGGCACCCUCAGGUGAGCCCCAGGCGUCCCCAGGUGCAGCCCCGCCGCCCUCAGGUGCGACCCCAGAACCCCCAGGUGAGCACCUGACACCCCCAGGUGUGCCCCCAGCUGUGACCCCGGAACCCUCAGGUGUGACUGCGGAGCCCCCAGGUGAGCCCGAGGAGGGCCAGGUGCGCCUGGCCGGGGGCCCGCACAGGUGCGCGGGGCGCGUCGAGGUGUUCCACGCGGGCAGGUGGGGCACGGUGUGCGACGACACCUGGGACCUGGCGGCCGCGGCCGUCACCUGCCGCCAGGUGCGCUGCGGCCCCGCCCUGUGGGCGCCGGGCGCGGCGCAGUUCGGCGAGGGGGCGGGGCCGGUGUGGCUGGACGGGCUCAGGUGCGCCGGCAGCGAGGCUCACCUGGCCCAGUGCCCCGGGCACACCUGGGGGACGCACACCUGCAACCACGCCGAGGACGCCGGCGCCGCCUGCGCAGCCUCGGCGGCGCCGGCCCCGCCCCAGGUGCGCCUCUCAGGUGCGCCCGGCAGGUGCGCGGGGCGGGUGGAGGUGCUGCACGCGCACCUGUGGGGCACCGUCUGCGACGACGGCUGGGGCGCGCGGCAGGCGCAGGUGCUCUGCGCUCACCUGGGCUGCGGCCCCGCCCUGGAGGCGCCGGGCGCGGCCAGGUACGGCCGGGGGGAGGGGCCCAUCUGGCUCGAUGACGUCACCUGCACGGGGGAGGAGCCCGACUUCUUCAGGUGCGCCCACCGCACCUGGGGGGAGAACAACUGCCACCACGGCGAGGACGCGGGCGUGGUGUGCGCAGGUGAGGCACAGGUGUGCGCAGGUGAGGCACAGGUGUGCGCAGGUGAGGCACAGGUGUGCCAGGUGUGCACAGGUGAGGCACAGGUGUGCCAGGUGUGCGCAGGUGAGGCACAGGUGUGCACAGGUGUGCCACAGGUGUGCCAGGUGUGCGCAGGUGAGGCACAGGUGUGCACAGGUGUGCCACAGGUGUGCCAGGUGUGCGCAGGUGAGGCACAGGUGUGCGCAGGUGAGGCACGCACAGGUGUGCCAGGUGUGCGCAGGUGUGCGCAGGUGAGGCACGCACAGGUGUGCCAGGUGUGCGCAGGUAACUCGAGCUCAGGUGAGGUGCGGCUGGCGGCCGGGCCGCACCUGUGCGCAGGUAGGGUGGAGGUGCUGCACGAGGGGCGCUGGGGCACCGUGUGCGACCACGGCUGGGACCUGAGCGACGCCCAGGUGGUGUGCCGCCAGGUGCGCUGCGGGCCGGCGCUGGCGGCCCCGGGCGGGGCGCGCUUCGGGCGGGGCUCGGGCCAGGUGUGGCUGAGCGAGCUCACCUGCGCGGGCAGCGAGCGGCACCUGGGGCACUGCCCCGCCCCCCCCUGGGGCAGCAACACCUGCGGGCACGAACGCGACGCGGCGGUGGAGUGCGCAGCCCCGCCCCCCACACCCUCACCUGUCCCUCACCUGUCUCACCUGUCCCUCACCUGUCCCUCACCUGUCUCACCUGUCUCUCACCUGUCCCUCACCUGUCCCUCACCUGUCUCACCUGUCCCUCACCUGUCUCACCUGUCCCUCACCUGUCUCACCUGUCCUGUCCCCGCAGCCCCGCCCCCCACGCCCUCACCUGUCCCGACGGCUCCGGGGGCGCCUCUCCAGGUGCGCCUGGCCGGGGGCCCGCACAGGUGCGCGGGGCGCGUCGAGGUGUUCCACGCGGGCAGGUGGGGCACGGUGUGCGACGACACCUGGGACCUGGCGGCCGCGCGGGUCACCUGCCGCCAGGUGCGCUGCGGCCCCGCCCUGGGCGCGCCCGGCCGCGCCCGCUUCGGGCCCGGCGCCGGCCCCGUGUGGCUGGACCAGGUGCGCUGCUCAGGUGAGGAGCUCACCUUGGACAGGUGCGAGCGGCAGCCCUGGGGGGAGCACGACUGCGGGCACGAGGAGGACGCGGGCGUGGUGUGCGCAGGUGAGCACGGCACAGGUGCCGACCCCCCCCAGGUGCGGCUGCGGGGCGGCCCCGGGCCCUGCGCGGGGCAGGUGCAGGUGCUGCUGCAGCGCACCUGGCUGCAGGUGUGCGGCCUCACCUGGGGGCUGCCCGAGGCGCAGGUGCUGUGCCGGCAGCUGGGCUGCGGCCCCGCCCUCGGCGCACCUGUGGGGCCGCACCUGCCGGGGGCGGGGCCUCACCUGGCCGGGCUCACCUGCGACGGCUCCGAGUCGCAGCUGCAGGAGUGCCUGCGGGAGGGGGCGGGGCCGAGCACCUGCACAGGUGGGGCGGCGCAGGUGCGCUGCGCCCUGCCCGCAGGUGCGGCCCCCACCUGCGCGUACCUGGUGGCGCUGCUGGUGCUGCUGACGUCGCUGGGCGGGGCCCUGCUCUGGCUCACCUUGCGGGCCAGGUGUGUCCCAGCUCACCUGGACGCCCCGAGGGCCCCCGGCGCCAUUUACCUGCCCAGGAGGGACUCACCUGGCGAGGCCGAGGAGCUGCAGCUGAUGGACGACGCCCCCUGAGCUCACCUGGCGGGGCUCACCUGGCGGGGCUCACCUGGAGCUCACCUGGAGCCUGGAGCUCAGCUGGAAUCCCUCACCUGAAAUCCUCACCUGAAAUCCUCACCUGGAAUCCUCACCUGGCCGCUCUCACCUGGAAUCCUCACCUGCAAUCUUCACCUGCAAUCUUCACCUGGACCUUACCUGGAAUCUUCACCUGGAAUCGCUCACCUGAACCUCAUCUGGAAUUCUCA